Molecule: messenger RNA, 1098 nt
Organism: Blepharisma stoltei
Lineage: Eukaryota; Ciliophora; Heterotrichea; Heterotrichida; Blepharismidae
Source: the annotation of a GenBank genome assembly
AUGGAUUCAAGUUUCUCAGAGGAAGAAAGCUCAAAAAUCGAGUCCUGGGUUUCAAUUCGUUUUCUCAAAGAAGCAGCCAAUAUUCAAUCAGUCUACCGUCAACGCAGCCGCAGCUCUUCUCUAGACUCUUCUUCUCCAAUCCCAUCAGAAGAACCAAGCAUUACAUCUGAAUGGAAGCCUAACGCCUUCAUCAACCAAAGCAUCUGUUUCAGCGCUGUUAACAGAACUCAGCCUCUAGAACCACCCAAACCUACUGAAACCUCCCAAGAAUUGGAAGACUUACACUGUCUCUUGCAAAUCAAAGACACCAAAAUCCAAAAAAUCAAACAAAAAUACCAAAAUUUGUUAGAGAAAACGAAUAAAGAGCUAGUUGAGGCAAAAUUACACUAUAAACAGGCAAAUCAAGAGAUAGCAACGCUGAAGAAAAUGAACGACAUGAUAAAAGAACAAAAUGCAAAGCAAAUAGAAGACCUACAAAUGAGGCAUGAAAAGAAAUUGCAGAGGGUAAAACAAGAUGUAGAUAGCUAUUUAAGCGAGCUCUAUGAAAAAGCUGCAGUUUAUGUAACGGAAAAACUGAAAAUUUCACAUAAAAAAGAAAUGAUGGGGUUAAGAGAACAGUAUGAAGAGGAGAUCAGCAGGAUAAGGAUGGAUUAUGAAGCAGAAAUUGAAGAAAAAGAGUAUGAAAAUCAAAAAUUACUAGAGCAAUUAGAAGAGCAGACUGAAGAAUUUACAGAAGAAACAUCAGAAAAAUACGAAAAUUUAAUUAAAAAACAUGCACAAAAGAAAAAGCAUAAGAAAGAUAGAAAACUUGAAACAAUGAUGAGACAUAUAGAAGAACAAAAACUAAUCAUCGAGUCACAACAGAGGAUUAUUGAUGAUUUAAGCAGAGAGCUGCAAGAAACCUUCAGAAGAAAAUCAAGGCUGAGCAGCUCAUCUAAUAAAUCUUGCCAUAUAAAAUCCCAAAAAAGCUUUCAAGGACUACUUGAUCAGCUAAAUGGAUUUUUAGAUACAGCAGAUCCAAGCACUUCAAGAGAGCUUGAAGAUACUUUAAGAGGCCUCCAAAGCCGCCAAGGAAGCUCAGAAAAAUUAAGUUUUUAA